Diaporthe amygdali is the source of this 459-nucleotide messenger RNA. RefSeq lists its product as uncharacterized. The record is from RefSeq and is a predicted model, not a curated record. Lineage: Eukaryota; Fungi; Ascomycota; Sordariomycetes; Diaporthales; Diaporthaceae. The coding region runs from base 1 to 459 and encodes 152 amino acids. The transcript is spliced from 2 exons.
AUGCCCAACUACUCGAUCACCGAGCCCCACCCAACAGUGGCAGCAUCGACCUGGUGCCAUGCCGGUCGUGGAGGCGCCGGCAACUUCUUCAAGGCUCCCAAGGCGGUGACAUCGCCCUCAGGCGUGCCCACCCCCAUCACACAGACCAUCAGCAACUCGACCACGGCCACGAACAAGUUCCACUCUGGCCGUGGUGGCGCCGGCAACGCCCACUCCAGCAUCGAGCGGCCCGUCAUGUCCUUCGAGGCCGAGUACGAGCGCAAGGAGCGCACCGAGUCGGUCACGAGGCCCGCCUUCACCGGCCGUGGCGGCGCCGGCAACUUCAAGUCCGCCUCCAGCAAGCAGUCCCGCAAGGGCAGCGACGCGUCCACCAUCAGCAACGCCUCCACCAAGAGCGGCAGCAGCACGCGGUCGGGCUUCAUGGGCAGGCUGAGUGCAUCGCUGUCGAACAGACAAUAG